Molecule: messenger RNA, 2233 nt
Organism: Scylla paramamosain (green mud crab)
Lineage: Eukaryota; Metazoa; Arthropoda; Malacostraca; Decapoda; Portunidae
Exons: 2
Coding region: 317-1906 (529 amino acids)
Source: RefSeq, a predicted model, not a curated record
ACCCAGCGCCAUAUUAAGUGACACCUGCACCCCUCCACUCUUCCCCUGUGCCCUCCUGCCCCGCCACAAACACUGCUAAGGAUAUUUCCUGCGAGUUAUCCUCCCACCGAGCCGCCUGAGAGUGUGUGGUUAGCUGUGCUGCAGGUCCCUUCGAGGGGCAGGUCCUUCGGGUCAAGGAUAAGGAAAGUCCCGCCUCAGGAUGAGGCAAGACCGCCCGCGGCCCUCCCCAGCUGGCGCCAGAGGAGGCUCGAGCGGCAGCCAGUGCCAGGUGGAGGCCUGAGGGUUGAGGCCUUGUGAGGUGAACCUCGUGUCGAGCAUGGAGGAGCCCGGGGCCGAGCGGUCGUCCUCGCCCUCGGGCAGCGAGGACAGUGAGGGCGAGAGCAAACACGGAGAUACUGUGGAGAACGGGAGAGAGUCUGAGGAGGAGCAGGAGGAGCACAGCAAGGGGGAAGCCGAGGACUCCUCCUCCUCAGACAGUGACGGCAGUGGCGAGGAUGACUCCGAGCACUCAGCCAAGUCUGACCCUGGGGAUGCAAGGAAUAGUGGUGGCGGUGGUGAUGGUGCCGAGGAGGGCCAUGGGAGGGAGUACAGUAGUGGGGGUGGAGGCUACCCCAUGGAGGGUGAGGCAUACCCCCUAGCUGACCUUCCCCUGGAGGUGAUCACUACAGUGGAGCCGACCAACUAUGCCUACCCAGUGCUGAAGAACAUGUCAAAUGGGGUGCUGACUCACCGCAACAUCUUCACUGAGGCUGAGCGCUCGGUGCUGGUGGGAAUCAUCAACAAGUACCGCAACAUUGUGGACACCAGGAGCAGGACGAGGGAGAUCUACCUGGAGAAGCAGAAUGUGUGGCAGCAGAUUGUGGAGGAGUACAACAGCACGGAGAACAUCAUGGUGCGCACAGAGAAGGAGCUACGCAAGUGCUGGGACAACAUGAAGUACCGUGCCAAGCAGGCCGAGAAGGAAAUGUUCAAGACGGAGAUGAAGGCAGAGGAUGAGGGCGAGCCGGGCAUCAAGACGGAGCCACCGGACCACGACACCUUCCACUUUGCCUCAGACUAUGAGGCAGUGAAUGAGGAUGUCUGGCAGUGUGGCGAGCCUAGCGGGGAGGAAGAGAGGGAGCCAGCCCUCAAAAAGGCACGGCAAGAGUCCCCCAAACUAUCCAGCCUUUUGUUGGCUGCUGCACACAAACGUUCUCCAGGGAAGAAAGCCAGCAAAAGUAGUAGUGGCUCAACCAGCAAGAGUAGCAGCAGCAUCAGCAACACCAGUAAUAACUUUCCAUACAGCAUCCCGUCAUGCACUAAAGUAAUGCACGUUAAGAAGAAAGGACAGUCGGGUACUACUGCUGGUUCUGUUAAUAUCUCGUCCCAGGAAAUUCCCAUCCUACCCAAGGGUCUGGCCUCCUGCCUCUCCAUUACCAACAUCCCUAACCCAUCAGGCACGCUGGGGAACUCCAGUCAGGAAUCUGCCUCCCCAGGCACCUCACCCGUCCAGGCUGCUCUCAAGCCCAUGCCUAGCCUCAAAAAGAUGGUGCCCUCCAAGCACCAGCACAGCACAGCCAAGGGCUCCGGCAUGCGCUCCAGCAGGAAGUCCAAUGGACUUUCCUCCAAGGCCAGGGGACACACCACAGCUCCUGGCCCAGAGCAGCCACCCUCCCCAGUGCUGGGCGAGGCAGAGAGUGAAGAGCGGCUGCUCAGCUCCCGGUUGGUGACGCAGCGCCUCCAGCUGGAACAGCGCGAGCACGAGCUGCGUAUGCGGUUGUUGGAGAAGGAGCUGCAAGCGCACACCUUCCAAUGCCAGUACUGGAACCUGCGGCUGAAGCUGCUGCGGGCAGGCCGGGAGGGUGGUGGCAGUGGUGGUGGUGGGGCCCUCAACCUCGCUGGUGCUACUAACGGUGAUAUUGAUUAGCUGGUGCUCUGACGGGCCAGAGUCAAAACGACAGGUUGUGAGUUUGUGAUGAUUGGCUACUCUUUAAGACAGGGACCCGCAGCACAGUAAUUUCUUGCUCUUCGAUACUUUCUCCCUUCCCUCUGCUCUGGUUAUUUAGUGUAACUCCCAAGGUUGUUGGUCCCUUUUGGUGUUGUGUCACGUGGACCCCAAUGGUUGUGUGUUCAGGUACAACAUGUUUUACUAUCUCCUGUCUGGCGUGGGUCUUGGCCUCCACUUGGCCGCCUGGCCUGGUGCGUUCAAGUUUACCUAUUUUUACAGAGGCUAUUUUGUGGUUACUAUUUAAAG